This is a messenger RNA of Momordica charantia (bitter melon), 2404 nucleotides long. Its product is annotated as SNW/SKI-interacting protein. The record is from RefSeq and is a predicted model, not a curated record. Gene Ontology annotation, biological process: mRNA splicing, via spliceosome. Lineage: Eukaryota; Viridiplantae; Streptophyta; Magnoliopsida; Cucurbitales; Cucurbitaceae. Gene Ontology annotation, cellular component: spliceosomal complex.
CGACCCGAUAUCUUCCCCGGUUAUGAUACUUUCGAACCCUCUGUUCCCCUUCGUCUUCCCUUCGAUCUUCCCUGGAACCCUUCUCUUUCUUUGUGGCUCGAUCUCUGCAAAUCACAACUUCCAAAUCUCUUGUUCCAAGCCCGAUCGAAGCUUUCCCUUCAUUCCGUCCUUCUUCGGAAGCUUUCCAUCAGCUCCGAACUCGAAUUUUCGUCCCCUCUCCCCUCACCCUUCUCUUGCUUCUGCCGUCUCGGCCACUGAAACAAUCCCUCUCAGAAGAAAAACCAUCCUCUCUCGCGUAUUCUGCGAUUUGGGCUGAUUUUGCUGUGUGUCUGCUGUGACUUUUAGGUAGCUUAGUUUAAAAUCAUGGCUACUCUGAAAGACCUUCUUCCUGCUGCAAAGUCAACCAGUGUAACACACUACGAUCAUUCAAAUGAUCCAUGGUUCAAGCAGCGGUUUAGUUCAUCUGAAGCAGAGCAAACUUCUGUUGUUAAGGUGAAUCCUGUGCCGCCUUACUUGAAGCGUGGUGGAUUUGUUCCUAGGAAAGUAGAGGAUUUUGGAGAUGGCGGUGCGUUUCCAGAGAUUCACAUUGCUCAAUAUCCACUUGACAUGGGUAGAGACAAAUUGUCGAAGCCCGGAUCGAAGAUACUUCCUAUUACAGUGGAUGCGCACGGAAAUGUUGCAUAUGAUGCCAUUGUCAAGCAGAAUGAAAAUGCUAAAAAGAUUGUCUAUUCGCAACAUAAAGACCUCAUUCCAAUGAUUUUGAAAAAUGAUGAAGUGAGUGAUGAAGAUGAAGAAUUGCAGAAAGAGAUUGAAGAAACAACUGAGGAAACAAAGUCUGCACUUGAAAAGAUAGUGAAUGUAAGAUUGAGUGCAGCGCAGCCUAAAAAUGUACCCAAACAAUCAUCGGAUUCGAAGUUCAUCAAGUAUAAGCCAUCUCAACAAUCAGCUGCGUUUAAUUCAGGCGCCAAGGAGAGAAUAAUUAGAAUGGUGGAGAUGCCUGUAGAUCCACUCGAGCCUCCAAAGUUCAAGCAUAAACGUGUUCCUAGAGCUUCGGGGUCUCCGCCUGUGCCUGUUAUGCAUUCCCCUCCUCGCCCUGUCACUGUGAAGGAUCAGCAGGAUUGGAAGAUUCCACCUUGUAUUUCAAACUGGAAGAAUCCUAAAGGUUAUACAAUCCCGCUUGACAAGCGCCUUGCGGCCGACGGGAGAGGCCUUCAAGAAGUUCAAAUCAAUGAUAAUUUUGCAAAGCUAUCUGAAGCACUCUAUGUUGCAGAACAGAAAGCAAGAGAAGCAGUUGCAAUGAGAUCCAAGGUUCAGAAAGAAAUGCUUAUGAAGCAGAAGGAGAAGAAGGAGCUGGAGCUCCGAGCCUUAGCUCAGAAAGCUCGGUCUGAGAGAACUGGAGCUGCACCUCCUUCUGUGGUUGCUUAUCCAUCUGAGAGGAGCACAGUAGAUACUUCUGAGAUGAGAGGGGAGUUCGAGCGUGUAAGAGAAAAAGAUAAGGAUUUACCAAAGGAGACCAGGGAAGAAAGGGAAGAGCGGUUGCAACGGGAGAAGAUACGAGAGGAACGACGUCGAGAGAGGGAAAGGGAACGGAGGUUGGAGGCCAAAGAUGCAGCAAUGGGAAAGAAAAGUAAGAUUACGAGAGAUAGAGAUCGUGAUAUUAGUGAGAAGGUUGCACUAGGUAUGGCUUCUACCGGAGCAGGUAGGGAGGGAGAGGUUAUGUAUGACCAGAGGCUAUUUAACCAAGACAAAGGAAUGGACUCUGGGUUCGCCACGGACGACCAGUAUAAUAUAUACGACAAGGGCUUAUUUACCGCUCAACCCACUCUUUCAACCCUUUACAGACCCAAAAAGGAUGCUGAUUCUGAUAUGUAUGGAGGUGCUGAUGAACAGCUAGACAAGAUAAUGAAGACCGAUCGCUUCAAACCAGACAAGUCGUUUUCGGGCACUGCAGAAAGGUCAGGACCUAGAGACAGGCCAGUUGAGUUUGAGAGAGAGGUUGAGGAAGCUGAUCCAUUCGGGCUCGAUCAGUUCUUGACUGAAGUGAAGAAAGGUAAGAAAGCUAUGGAUAAAGUUGGGUCUGGUGGUACAAUGAGAGCUGGUGCAGGUUCAUCAAUGCGAGAUGGGUACGAGGGUGGUGGUUCUGGUAGAACUCGCAUUGGAUUUGAAAGAGGCCAUUAGGUAACAAUGCUAUCAGUUUUUUUCAUGUACAAUCACUUGGAUUCUCUUCUUAUCUAUAAAGAGUUUCAGUAAUUUGCAUUUGGACUGUACUUUUAACUUGGCCCUUGUUUAUUUUGCUAUUUAAUUUUACUCUAUUACUUGUUUUUCUUGUGUUGGGAGAUUUCCAUUUGGAUUGAGUAUUACUUUUACUUGCAGGUGGUGCAAUUGUAACCAUUAUUAUAGACUA